Messenger RNA from Hyaloscypha bicolor E, 2507 nucleotides. RefSeq lists its product as uncharacterized. Gene Ontology annotation, molecular function: DNA binding; zinc ion binding; DNA-binding transcription factor activity, RNA polymerase II-specific. Gene Ontology annotation, biological process: regulation of DNA-templated transcription; DNA-templated transcription. The transcript has 4 exons. Gene Ontology annotation, cellular component: nucleus. The coding region runs from base 203 to 2413 and encodes 736 amino acids. The record is from RefSeq and is a predicted model, not a curated record. Lineage: Eukaryota; Fungi; Ascomycota; Leotiomycetes; Helotiales; Hyaloscyphaceae.
CGAACAGGGAGCAGCUAGACCUUCAUCCUUUCUUUUAUGUCAAUACCGAGACCACCACGGGCCGAUCCAGAAGUUACACAUCAAUAUCGCACACAUGCCAUGUACCUGUUCCUUUCAUGAUAAUGCACAAGCUGUCGUCAGGCUUAAAUCCGAAUAAGUCCUUGAUGGAUUUUCAAAUCUGCGUCCUCACCAAUCUACCGAUAUGCCACCAAAGGAAAGCGGAAUUGGAUACCGUCGAAACGGCAAGAAACAAGCAUGCGAGCCUUGCCGGAAAGGGAAGCUGGCUUGCGACCAUGGGGCACCUUUUUGCGGAAGAUGUGUGAGAAGGAAGACAACCGCAAAAUGUAUUUAUCAUCCAGCGCCGAUGACCAGAAAGACCGCGAUAAUUUCCCCACAGCAAAGUUCAAGCGUCUCUACUGAUCAGGCUGGUCAAUUACAAUCUCCACAAUCAUUGGGAACCUCUCACCCUCCGCCCUUCCAAGGUUCCACAGAGCUGCUGCCUGAAACCCCGUCACGUGAAGGACAAAAUGGUGCAAUUGCUCCUGAAUUACCUGCUACUCAGAAGUCUGUCAUUAAACGAGACAUAUUCAGUACAUGGAAACCUAAAGCGGGCUGGAGUGACAUGAUAUUCAGACGGUCGGCUCGAUAUUACGGUCCGACUAGUUUUGCAGCUAUAUUUUCUGAACACCAGGAAGACUUGUUGGAUAUUGGAGAGGACAUUCGAAAGCAUCCGGGGGCAUGGCCAUUCGGAGUACCCCUUCUCGGCCGAGAAAGACCAAACGGACCUACGGCACGUACGAAACAAACUGUCAAGGCCCUCUUGAACAUUCCAUCAAGAGAAGUUUGUGAGAUGCUCCUCGCCAAUUUUGAUUCCAUUCGUGAAUCAAGCCUGAAUCCUGUAAUGGUCAGGCAUUGCAUCACGAAACUAUGGUCUACGUUCGAAGCCGAAUUGUCUGGGCCGCGAGAGGAGGAACCCAUGGCUCGUAUUGCUGAUGUCCUUUUUGAGAAUGAAGAGACACCGUUAGCACCAAGUCCUGAUGAUCCAACCGAAUGGAUGAAUACUUUCACUGGCUCCAAUAUUCGAUUUGAGAUGAUGGGCAUGCUAUUUUGUUUUUUCGGACUGGGCUUUAUGUCGUUGCAGGACUGGGAUCCGGCCUUCAAAGCGACGGAGAACGAUGGGAGAGACAGAAAACAGACCGCCUGGAGGAUGAAAGAAUGUGCUGGCGUAUGUUUGAAAAUGUGUGAUGAUUCGGAGACUGUCAAUUACCUUGUCACAGCCCUGAUUCAGAGCCUGAAAAGGCUGGAAACUGGUUGCACAGGGGAUGACACCUACAGCAUCCGACGUCUUCAUGGGGACCUGAUUACGACAAGUAUUACUUCUGGGCUUCACAGACUUCCCGACUACGCUACUAGCAAGGUAACAGCGAGCUCCGAGUACAAGAGACGACUAUUCUGUGCAAUAUAUUGCAAUGACAAGACCCACGCGUCUUUGAAUGGAACGCCGCCCCUGCUUACUCGAAUGUUCUGCGACGUUCAGCCAUGUCUUGAUUUGCCCAGUGAGGCGACCUUCUUGCCAGAGGAUGAGUUGACCCUUGAACUCAACAAACUUGACGUAAAUGGAUGGAAGAAAUCAGACAAAUCAGACGAUACCUACUAUCCGGCCACUAUCUUGCGCGUAAAAGUUCAGGUAUGUACCAUCAGGGAAGAAAUCUUGGAACUUGCCCUUGGUGUCAACGUGGACGGCUCAGAAGCGCGAAUCAAUGAUUUGCAUCGUCGAUCAUUCGAGAUGUAUCAGGCUAUUCCUCCUCAACUUCAAUACUACACCGAGGGAAAGAUACCGAAGGGUAGCACAGGAGGCCUUCUGUUUGAGCAAUCCCACAUUCUGCUUCAAUACCUCCAAAAUAAGUUUCUCAUAGAUCGAGUGGCCAUCGCGCGGGGCUUUGCGAAUGGGCAGGGCCUUCUUGAUACCGCUAUGGAGAUGAUAGAUAUCUCAAUGAUGUUUUGGAUCAAGAGAGAUCAGCUGAUGCGCUUUUCUCACAGCUUCGACUGGAUUAUAACAUAUUACGGCAUUCCUUCUGCUGGUGUGAUCUGCAUUGAGCUUCUCAAGGACGCAGUGGGCCGAAGCUCGAUUCAAUUCUCACGCUCCGAUGGCAUCCAGAAAUUAACUCUCUUUAUCGCGUUUUUGGAGUGGGUAAGGCCAACAGAUGGAAACUAUACCCUUGCUCAAAGAUUGAGAAAAGUGGUAAGACGGGUCCUGGAUCAUGUCCUUGAGCCAUCUCAGAAGGAGGUAAGGGACGAAGAAGGAAACGAGUUUCCGUUUGAUCCCAUGUUGGCAACAUUUAAUGAGAUGGAUGAUUUGGAUUGGCUGAAUACUAUCGAUUGGACGCAGGGAUCCUGGAUGGGUUUUAAUUGAUGUAUGUACACAUAGAGACAUUUGCUGCAUAGCUAGCUGAAACUUUGGCAAAAAUUGAUUCUGCAAUGCAAAACGAUACCUUCAUCGUUCCAGC